UUGGAGCUGUGCGCCCUCGCGCGCCGCUCAUUGCGCAUGUGCGUUGCCAGGGGUAGCGCGGGUAGCCGACUUGGCUCGCCGAGGGGAACCCGUGGCUGAGGCGGGGAGGAGGGGCUCGAGGCGUGAGGGAAACCGCGAUGAGGGCCGUGCUGACGUGGAGAGAUAAAGUCGAGCAGUGUAUAUAUGACCUCGCCUUUAAGCCUGAUGGAACUCAACUGAUUUUGGCUGCAGGAAACAGAUUACUGGUGUAUGACACUUCCGACGGUACCUUACUUCAGCCGCUCAAGGGACAUAAAGACACCGUGUACUGUGUGGCAUAUGCAAAAGAUGGCAAGCGCUUUGCUUCUGGAUCAGCUGAUAAAAGUGUUAUAAUCUGGACAUCAAAGCUCGAAGGCAUCCUCAAGUACACGCACAAUGAUUCCAUACAGAGCGUCUCCUACAACCCUGUGACCCACCAGCUGGCCUCUUGUUCCUCCAGUGACUUUGGGUUGUGGUCUCCCGAACAGAAAUCUGUCCCCAAAUACAAAUCAAGCAGCAAGAUCACCUGCUGCGGCUGGACGAAUGACGGUCAGUACCUGGCUCUGGGGAUGUUCAACGGGGUCAUCAGCAUACGGAACAAAAAUGGGGAGGAGAAAGUGAAGAUCGAGCGGCCGGGGGGCUCUCUCUCCCCGAUAUGGUCCAUCUGCUGGAGCCCUUCCAGAGAGGAUCAUAAUGACGUCCUGGCUGUGGCUGACUGGGGACAGAAACUUUCCUUCUACCAACUGAGUGGAAAACAGAUUAUGAGGGAACGGUCGCUGAACUUUGACCCUUGCUGUGUCAGCUACUUUACUAAAGGGGAGUACAUUUUGCUUGGGGGAUCGGACAAGCAAGUAUCUCUUUUCACCAAGGAUGGAGUGCGACUUGGAACUGUUGGGGAGCAAAACUCCUGGGUGUGGACAUGCAAAGUGAAACCUGACUCCAACUAUGUGGUAGUGGGCUGCCAGGACGGCACUAUUUCCUUCUAUCAGCUCAUCUUCAGCACGGUUCACGGGCUCUACAAGGACCGUUAUGCCUAUCGGGACAGCAUGACUGAUGUCAUUGUGCAGCACCUGAUCACAGAGCAGAAAGUUCGUAUUAAAUGCAAAGAGCUUGUCAAGAAAAUUGCCAUCUAUAAAAAUCGAUUAGCUAUCCAGCUGCCAGAGAAAAUCCUCAUCUAUGAGCUGUGUUCCAGUGACUCGUCAGACAUGCAUUACCGGGUGAAAGAGAAGAUGGUCAAGAAGUUUGAAUGCAACCUGUUGGUAGUGUGUUCCAAUCACAUCAUCCUGUGCCAGGAGAAACGGCUGCAGUGCCUGUCAUUCAGCGGAGUGAAGGAACGGGAAUGGCAGAUGGAGUCUCUCAUUCGGUACAUCAAGGUGAUUGGUGGCCCCCCUGGAAGGGAAGGUCUGUUAGUGGGCCUGAAGAAUGGACAGAUCUUGAAGAUCUUUGUGGACAAUCUCUUUGCCAUCGUCUUGCUGAAGCAGGCCACGGCCGUACGCUGCCUGGACAUGAGUGCCUCCCGAAACAAGCUGGCUGUGGUGGACGAAAACGACACGUGCCUGGUCUAUGACAUCCACACCAAGGAGCUGCUUUUCCAGGAAUCCAAUGCCAACAGUGUGGCCUGGAACACCCAGUGUGAGGACAUGCUGUGCUUCUCGGGGGGAGGCUACCUCAACAUCAAAGCCAGCACCUUCCCCGUGCACCAGCAAAAGCUGCAGGGCUUCGUGGUGGGCUACAAUGGCUCCAAGAUCUUCUGCCUCCACGUCUUCUCCAUGUCUGCAGUAGAAGUGCCACAGUCUGCUCCCAUGUACCAGUACCUGGAUAGGAAAAUGUUCAAAGAAGCCUACCAGAUUGCCUGUUUGGGGGUCACUGACACUGACUGGCGUGAGCUGGCCAUGGAAGCUCUCGAAGGAUUAGAAUUUGAAACUGCAAAGAAGGCCUUCACCAGAGUCCAAGACCUGCGGUACUUAGAGCUCAUCAACAGCAUUGAGGAGAGGAAGAAGCGGGGAGAGACCAACAAUGACCUGUUUCUGGCAGAUGUGUUUUCCUACCAAGGGAAGUUCCACGAGGCCGCCAAACUGUACAAGAGGAGUGGGCAUGAGAACCUCGCCCUUGACAUGUACACCGACCUGCGCAUGUUUGAGUAUGCCAAGGAUUUCCUUGGAUCUGGAGACCCCAAAGAAACAAAGAUGCUAAUCACCAAGCAAGCUGACUGGGCCAGAAAUAUCAACGAGCCCAAAGCUGCUGUGGAGAUGUACAUCUCUGCGGGGGAGCACGUCAAGGCCAUUGAGCUGAGCGGCGACCACGGCUGGGUUGACAUGUUGAUUGACAUCGCGCGGAAGCUAGACAAGGCUGAGCGUGAGCCCCUGCUCAUGUGUGCUCACUACUUCAAGAAGCUGGAUAACCCUGGCUAUGCUGCUGAGACCUACCUGAAGAUGGGUGACUUGAAGUCUCUGGUGCAGCUGCAUGUGGAGACCCAGUGCUGGGACGAGGCCUUUGCUUUGAGCGAGAAACACCCUGAGUUUAAGGAUGACAUCUAUGUGCCUUAUGCUCGUUGGCUGGCAGAGAACGAUCGUUUUGAGGAAGCCCAGAAAGCGUUCCACAAGGCCGGGCGGCAGAGGGAAGCGGUCAAGGUACUGGAGCAGCUCACACACAACGCUGUGGUGGAGAGCAGGUUUAAUGACGCCGCCUAUUAUUACUGGAUGCUGUCCAUGCAGUGCCUCGAGAUAGCUCAAGCAGAUCCCGCCCAGCAGGACUUGAUGGUUGGCAAAUUCCACCACUUCCAGCACUUGGCUGAGCUAUACCACGGCUACCACGCCAUUCAGCGAUACACGGAGGAGCCAUUCAGUUUCCAUCUUCCCGAAACCCUAUUCAACAUCUCCAGGUUCCUGCUGCACAGCCUGACCAAGGACACUCCCCUGGGCAUCUCUAAAGUGAAUACACUCUUCACCCUGGCCAAGCAGAGCAAGGCAUUGGGUGCCUACAAGCUGGCCCGGCAUGCCUACGACAAGCUACAGGGCCUGAAGGUCCCUGCCAGGUUCCAGAAGUCCAUCGAGCUGGGCAGCCUGACCAUCCGGUCUAAGCCGUUCCAUGACAGUGAGGAGCUGGUGCCCUUGUGCUACCGUUGUUCCACCAACAACCCCCUGCUCAACAACCUGGGCACUGUCUGCAUCAAUUGCCGCCAGCCCUUCGUCUUCUCUGCCUCUUCCUAUGAGGUGCUGCACCUGGUUGAGUUCUACCUGGAGGAGGGCAUCACUGAUGAAGAAGCUGUCUCACUCAUUGACCUGGAGGCGCCGAGACACAAGCGGGAGAGCAAAUGGCAGGAGACCACAGGCAGCAAUUCCCAGACGCUGAGGCUGGAGGAGACCCAGGAAUCCAUGGGAGACGACGACCCGUUUACGGCGAAACUGAGUUUUGAGCAAGGUGGCUCAGAGUUCGUGCCCAUCGUGGUGAGCCGGUCAGUGCUACGCUCCAUGAGCCGCCGGGACGUCCUCAUCAAGCGCUGGCCUCCGCCCCUGCAGUGGCAGUACUUCCGCUCGCUGCUGCCUGAUGCCCCCAUCACCAUGUGUCCCUCCUGCUUCCAGAUGUUCCAUUCGGAGGACUACGAGCUGCUGGUGCUUCAACACACCUGCUGCCCCUACUGCCGGAGGCGCAUUGAUGACGCGGGCCCCUGACCGUGCGCUGUGCCCUCAGGCCGGCGGCUG
Ochotona curzoniae (black-lipped pika) is the source of this 3719-nucleotide messenger RNA. It is a transcript of the gene IFT122, whose product is annotated as intraflagellar transport 122. The transcript is spliced from 29 exons. Gene Ontology annotation, biological process: non-motile cilium assembly; protein localization to cilium; intraciliary retrograde transport. Lineage: Eukaryota; Metazoa; Chordata; Mammalia; Lagomorpha; Ochotonidae. The record is from RefSeq and is a predicted model, not a curated record. Bases 138 to 3689 code for a protein of 1183 amino acids. Gene Ontology annotation, molecular function: protein binding. Gene Ontology annotation, cellular component: intraciliary transport particle A; non-motile cilium.